Molecule: messenger RNA, 1975 nt
Organism: Brachypodium distachyon (stiff brome)
Lineage: Eukaryota; Viridiplantae; Streptophyta; Magnoliopsida; Poales; Poaceae
Product: protein IRREGULAR XYLEM 15
Exons: 1
Coding region: 643-1608 (321 amino acids)
Biological process (GO): xylan biosynthetic process
Source: RefSeq, a predicted model, not a curated record
AAAUAUGACAGUGCCAAUGUGCAACCUUUCUGUUUGAUAUUUGAGUCUGAUGGCCAGAAAACUCCCUGCCUUCCAAGAUCUGGAGCCAUCUCCCGUAGCUUCUCUAGGGGCAAUUCAAUAGCGCAAAGAUUUGCGCACACAUCCUGUAUAGCAUGCGGCACUUUUGAGCUAAGUGAAUAGUAUCGAGUACUAUGAACAUAAGCAUGGCUGAGUCUGUGUGCCAGAGUAUAUCAAUAUGUGAUGUGUAGCAAGGAGUUCAUCUUCAGGGUGUGUCCAAAUCAAAGGAAUGCCAUCCAAAGCUACCAGGAUUUGAGCCACUUUGAAGCAAACCUGAAGAGAAAGAGAGAGAGGUGCUAAAUUGCUUUCUUGCCAAACAUGCCAACUACUAAAACAACACUGUCUUAUUCCACUUUGCUUAAUUUAGCUUAGCUUCUUGGCCCGUUUCAGCUGACAUCUCAUCCCAAUCCCCAACACCUACAUCACACCCCUUGCUGCAGAACGCUGAAAUGUCAUUCUGGUCCGGUGAGCCAUUCUCUCCUUCCACAACUCCACAAGAACACAGAGAUAAAUAAUUACUAGCCAGGAAAUCAAGCAACACAAGAACUCAAGCACACCGAAUUGCCCAAGGAAGGGAAGGUGGAGAUGAAGAAGGCAACGUCCGGGCCCAAGCUGCUCGCCGCCCACCCGGCGUCCAUGUCCCGCCGCCGCCUCUGGCUGCCCGUCGUGUUCCUCGCGCUCUUCGCCUGCGUGUCCCUGCUCACGCUGCUCUCCACGGCGCGCGCCCCGCCACCACCACCAGGGACACCGCGGCCGCCGCUCAUCCUCGGCGCCACCACCGCCGCCGGAGCCGGAGCCGAGGGCAGCGGGCUGCCGGCGCACGUGUUCGACGCGCUGGUGCAGUACGCGGCGACGGCGGGGAACAACUCAUCGACAUCGAGCAUGCCAGAGCAGGACGUGCGCGCGAUCGCGGCCGUGCUCCGCCGCCGCGCCCCCUGCAAGGCCCUCGUCUUCGGCCUCGGCGCCGAGACGCCGCUCUGGCGCGCGCUCAACCACGGGGCGGGGGGCCGCACGGUGUUCCUGGACGAGAACGCCUUCUACGUGGCCCACAUGGAAGCCACGCACCCGGGUCUCGAAGCCUACGACGUGUCCUACUCCACGGCCGUCAGAGACUUCGAGAACCUUCUGGAACACGCGCGGGCGACGAGGGCCGCCGAGUGCCGGCCCGUCCAGAACCUGCUCUUCUCCGACUGCCGCCUCGCCAUCGGCGAUCUCCCCAACGCGCUCUACGAGGUCGCCUGGGACGUCAUCCUCGUCGACGGCCCGCGCGGGUUCGCGCCGGGGUCGCCAGGAAGGAUGGCGGCGAUCUUCUCGGCGGCGGUCAUGGCGAGGACCAAGGGGAAGGAGACGGACGUGCUGGUGCACGACUUGGGGAGGGAGGUGGAGAGCGUCUGCGCCGGGGAGUUCUUGUGUGAGGAGAACCGCGUCCAGGGGAGCACCAGCACGCCGUCGCUCGGGCACUACGUUAUUCGUGGCGGCGCCGAUGUUGACAGGAAGGCCUUCUGCCGGUCCAUGGCGAAGAAGCUCGCGGCCGCCAAGAAGGCCAGCUAGUCGAGUUCAGCUGAUUGUGUGCGCGGCUUUGAUGAUGACGCCCUUGUGCGAUCUUGUGAUGUGGGCCGUUCGAUCGUCGGGUAAUGGUGUCGAUCGCGGACUGUGGGCGGACAGAAUGGCACCCAUCCGUUGUGGAACAUUUUCCGAUUGUUCUUGCAGCUGUGGCCCCUUGUCCUAAUCUCAAAGGGGAUCAUUUUUUGGGGGAAUUUUUUCUUUGAAUAAUGGAAUCAUUCUCAGUGCCUCGUCCUACAAACCCCCCGACCUCUCUAUCUAAGAGAAUCAUAUACUACUUGUAGGUGAGAUUAUCGACUGGAACUUCAGGAAUCAGGACUUUUCGAGUGACUUUGUUAGCAACGUUCGUAGUUUG